UCCGCCCGCUAGAGCGCCGCCAUCUUGUUGUUGAUUCGAGCGGCUGGGAGCGGUGGCGCUGGGGCUCCGCGUUCCGGUGUCCCGGCCGGGCAGGCAGCGCCGGCCCCGUGAGCCGCGGCAGGCGGGGACUGGCCAGGCUGAGGGUCGGGGGGCUGAGCCGAGCGCGCUGCCGUGAAGGGGAGAUCCGGGUGCGGCGCCGUGAAGGGUGAGGGGGUACACAGGCACGGCCCCGUGUGAGCAGCCGGGGAGCUGCGCGCAGGAAGGAGCUCGGAACCCGCGGCGGUAACAUGAAACCAACAUGGCUGACUUGCUUCUGGGGUCCUGCUCCCUCUUGAUUGAGAGAAGUUGGCUCCAUAUUCCAGUGACUGCUCAGCCAAAGGAGCUUGGGUGACAUCUCCAAGAUCACUGCCAGGAAGCAAAUUGCCAGGAUUUCCCCCCUGUGGCUGCCUGACCGCUGCUGAGCUCCCCCUCCCAGCCCAUGCGGCUCUCCCCCAUGCUCCAAGAGUGCAAGGGGUGCCCAACGCAAUGUGUGUUUGUCAAACCAUGGAAGUGGGCAAGUAUGGCAAGAAUGCCACUCAAACUGGAGACCGGGGGGUGCUGCUGGAGCCUUUCAUUCACCAGGUGGGCGGGCACAGCAGCAUGAUGCGCUACGACGACCACACUGUCUGCAAGCCCCUCAUCACCCGGGAGCAGCGCUUCUACGAGUCCCUGCCCCCAGAAAUGAAGGAGUUCACACCUGAGUACAAAGGUGUGGUGUCUGUCUGUUUUGAGGGCGACAGCGAUGGCUACAUUAACCUGGUGGCCUAUCCCUAUGUGGAGAACGAGGCUGUGGAGCAGGAUGAUCUCCCAGAGAGGGACCAGCCACGGCGCAAGCACUCGCGCCGCAGCCUUCACAGGUCAAGCAGCGGCACCGAGCACAAGGAGGAGAAGCCUGGCCUGGCCAGUGACACCACUGAAAGCAGCAUCCAGGAAACGAAGAGUCCCAGGGUGGACUGCCACAUCCACUCAGAUGUUCCAUUUCAGAUGUUGGAUGGGAACAGCGGGCUGAGCUCAGAGAAGAUCAGCUACAACCCCUGGAGCCUGCGCUGCCACAAGCAGCAGCUGAGCCGCAUGCGGUCCGAGUCCAAGGAGAGGAAGCUGUACAAGUUCCUGCUGCUGGAGAACGUGGUGCAUCACUUCAAGCUUCCCUGUGUGCUUGAUCUGAAGAUGGGGACCAGACAGCACGGGGACGAUGCCUCUGAGGAGAAGGCUGCUCGGCAGAUGAAGAAGUGUGAGCAGAGCACUUCUGCCACCCUGGGUGUGCGUGUGUGUGGGAUGCAGGUGUAUCAGCUGGAUACAGGGCAUUACUUAUGCAGGAAUAAAUACUACGGGCGCGGCCUUUCCAUCGAAGGCUUCCGCAACGCCCUCUACCAGUAUCUGCACAACGGCAUUGAGCUGCGCAAGGACCUCUUUGAGCCUGUCCUCGCCAAACUGCGCAGCCUCAAGGCGGUUUUGGAGAGACAGGCCUCCUACCGCUUCUACUCCAGCUCCCUCCUCAUCAUCUACGACGGGAGGAAGGACAGCCGGGAGGGGGUGCUGGUGGAGCGCCGGCCGGAGGCGCGCCUGAAGCGGGCGGACGGCUCGGUCCCGGAGAGCCUCCAGGACGGCGGCGGCCCGGAGCCCGGCCCCUCGGCCCCGCCCAAGGUGGACGUGCGCAUGAUUGACUUUGCACACAGCACCUUCAAAGGCUUCCGCGACGACCCCACUGUGCACGACGGGCCCGACAUGGGCUACAUGUUCGGGCUGGAAAGCCUCAUCAACAUCAUGGAACAGAUGCGUGAGGAAAACCAGUAGCCCUGGGCUGUGGCCUCUUAUUCUUGUCCUGGUGGCAGGAGCAGACAAGACCACCCACUACCACAGGAAAAACACAGACAAAAUUGGUUUUAAACAACUGUAUCACUCCGUUGUUUUUUAAAUGUACUUGGAUAGAAGAGCUGAGGUGAGGCAGGAUGGAAGAACUCCUCGUGCUAACCAGAUAGUUCUGACCGCACUUGCUCUGCCUUCUGGAGGAGGCUCUGUAGAUGCCUGCUGGGUGUCAGGUGUCCCAGUUCUUUGCUCAUCACAUGUGCGUUGUGGAGGGAGGACCUGGACAUAGGGAAGAGAAAGCAGGAGAGCCCAGGGCUCUUGAUGAGGCUGGAGCUCUGCUGUGAGGAGCCUCCUGCCUCAGGAGCUUCCCCUUUGAAUUUUUCCUGAGUUAUUUGGAAAGGGCGCUCACGUGACGGUUUGGCAGCGUCUGUGGGGCCAGUGAGAAGUCAGGUGCCAGUCCCUGCAUUCGAUCACUGGCUCUGCCCUGGGUUUUGCUGAUGGGGCUUUGCUUUUGAUGCUGCCUUCUUCUGCUGUUUGGGCACUGUGAGUAACCACCCCAAACACAGAAAUGAAAUGACCAGAUGCAAUCCCUGGCAGAGCUGUGGCCUGGAGGGAAUGCCACAGAUGUGGAGCUGUGCUCGAGCCUGGGCUCUGCUCACUCCCUGAUGGCAGGGGCAGGCACAGGGCUCUGCAGGAGUGAGACUGCUCUGGACCACUGACUGGCAAGCACUCAGCUCAUGGGCUAGCAAUAGUAUCUGUAGCAGUUAACAUGACCCCAGCUGUGCAGCGGGGCAUUUUGGACCAUUUCAACCCCUCCCCUCCUCUAAGUGCAGAGUAUGUCCCUCCAGCACAAAGCUGCCCUCUUCCCCCGGGGACCCUCUGCCCCCAGGCCCUGCUCUUCCAACAGGUCUGGGGGUGGUGGAAGGGGAGGCUGAGGCUUAGGGCUGAUCCCCAUCUCCUCCCUGAAGGUCUCCAGGGGCAGGUGAGGGGUGACCUAGCUGAGCAGUGAGUGUCACUGUCUUGACUGUUGAGUACCACUGCCUGACUGUUCAGCUUUGCUUCACGGAGUCAGUGUCUCCUGAAAUAAAUGUCCCCCAGCCUCCUUUGAUGAGGAAUUAACAUUUGAUACUGUGGCCUGGUGGUACCGGACCGAACCCUGCUCCACCUCAGCUCCAGUUUUUGUGCUAGGGCCCUGGCUGCUCCCUCCUGCUCUCACUGACUUGUUCCAUGAUACUACCAUUACCCUGGGUACCCACAGGGCCAGGGUUGCGGGUUUUUUUAAUUACUUCAGGAAAGCUCGUUUGGGGAAUCCUCGCAUGUCGCAUGUGUGCUGACUCCAUGUGCGCAGACGCCGCUGGGAAAGCACGGCUGCCACAGCAGGCACAGGCCUGUGGCACUGGUGUGGAAGCGGACAGGAGAGCUGCCCACUUCUCUGCCUGUCUCCCAGCUCCUCAAAGCCUGCCCAAGGCACUCCUCCCCUCCCACUCUCUGAACAAGGACCUUUAUGCAUGGCACGGUGCCCUGCACUGGGUUACUUUAUCGCUCCUGCGGGUCCCUACCUUGCCAGGACUCGCAGGAUUUUCAGGGAGCAGGUUUGCAGGAGGGAGUGAGGCUGGGUGAGUGCUGGGCUGUAGGUACCCUCAACAGGCCUAUUAUUCCCUGGCCCUGCCCCAGCGUGGCCCAUCGCCGCCACCUCUGCAUGUCCUUGUCCCCGUGUGCGGGUCAGGCCGCACCUCCGGGAGAGUCCCCUGCUGUCCCCCGCGCUCAUUUUUGCCUUUCCCCGCCUCACUGGGCCGGUGCUCAGUGGGAGCUGCCUCCCCUUCAGACCACCGCGGUGGGACUCCACAGCUUGUACAUAGCCUUGGCCCCGUUUGUUUUUACAUGAAUAACCACCCUGUUUGUGCUUCACAGAGAACCAAAAACCAUUAAAGGAUCUGUUUUUGUC
This is a messenger RNA of Prinia subflava (tawny-flanked prinia), 3790 nucleotides long. RefSeq names its product inositol hexakisphosphate kinase 1 (gene IP6K1). The coding region runs from base 526 to 1833 and encodes 435 amino acids. Gene Ontology annotation, cellular component: cytoplasm; nucleus. The transcript is spliced from 8 exons. Gene Ontology annotation, biological process: phosphatidylinositol phosphate biosynthetic process; inositol phosphate biosynthetic process. Gene Ontology annotation, molecular function: inositol hexakisphosphate kinase activity. The record is from RefSeq and is a predicted model, not a curated record. Lineage: Eukaryota; Metazoa; Chordata; Aves; Passeriformes; Cisticolidae.